AUGUCCGCCAUUACGCGCAGCUCAAGCUCCUCCCCCGAUGUCCUAGGCCCGCCAGGCGACGCUGAAUACCUGAUUUCGUCUCCAGUCAAGCCCUUUACCGGUCGCCAAAGCUUCUACUCACCUGCAUUCAGCGCACGCAAGCCAACUCCUGCCAAACGACCACGCGUGAGCCUCAGCCCGACGAAGAGUGCGCAUUCGAUCCGAUUCGACGAUGUCUUGCUUCCUGGCUCGCCUGCAAUGAAACUCGCCGGUCGCCAUAGAUCUCCCUCGCCCUUGAAGGACCAACAGGAUGGAAAUGUGAGUCCGUGGCGCAUUCGAGUCACACUCGAGGCGACGCAGGACGAGGAGAAUGAGCGUGAAAUGCAGCUCAGCCCUUCGCGCAAACGACACCAACCGACGACCAUUACAACAAUGGUUCCCUUGAAAGAUGGCCGCAGUCCAUUGGCGGAAAAAACACCGUCGAGAUCGCGUGGGCGUCCGCGCAAGUCAGACACCAAACCGUUCAAUGGAUCACCUUGGCCAGCUAGCCCUGGAAAUACACCAGGCCGACCAGGAGAAACACCGAAGAGAAAACCAGGCCGACCGCGGAAGAAUACACCUAGGCCAGCUAUACAGAAUUCGCCCAUGAUUGAGGAUGAGGCAACACCAGCUCUGGAGCCCAUGCAUCUUCUUGAGACCGAAGAGGAGCCUCAGAUUCAUUUCAGCCCAAUGGAUAUUGUUGAAGAUAGAAGCGUUGAGCCAGCGCGACAUUGGAGCCCGCUCAAUAUUGCAGAAAACGGUGGCUUGGAUAGCGACUCACUUGGAGCGGAUGAUUUGCCCGUCGCAGAUCUAACUGGGCCAAUGCAAACGAAUAGGGCGCACUUGAAUACAAGCGUCACUCGGGAAUAUGGAAGGAUUACAUACGACACGCCUAUUAUUACAGAACAGCAAUAUCUCGGCAAUGAGGAAAACAUAAACUCAACCCCGUCAAAAAUGCCUUCGCCGACCCGAGAAAGGCGAUCCUCGUCAGUCAGAUCGGCACGCGAUGCUGGCAUGGCCUCAUCGCCUCGAACGUAUCCCACCCCAACCCCAACUUCCUCGCUGGCCGAAGAAGAAAACCAAGCGCAGGAGGCACAAGGACAACAAGAAUGGGAGAAUGAUGAUCACCGGCCUCUCUCCGACCCGAUGGACGAACACGAAGAAUAUGAUUCGAUAAUGGAAAGCGAGGGCUUUACCAUGGUGUCUUUGGAUACUCUCCCUUCAGCUCAACAGUUUGGAUUAGGCAGUAAUGCUAGCAGAGCGACAGACAAUGCCGCGAGAGUCUUACAAGAUCGACACAAUGGACGGAUUGGCGAUCGGUUGAAACGCAAACUCCCAGGGAUUAGUGAUUUCCAGAGUGAUUACCAUAGCUCAACCAGGCCCAGCCCUGUGACCAAUGGUUUGUCUCCAGGCUCUCGAUUUCUCUCGCACGCCCGCCAGGAAUCGAAUCGUCCAGCCAAACUAUCUCCUGCGGGUCCUGUCUCUUAUCCUGAUCUCCCUCCAACAUCUUCACCAAGGAAAGAACAACCCCAACUCGAGGAAGAGGAAGAGGCGAGGUCAGAAAUUUCCCUCAAAAAUGAACCCACUCCCCUAGACGAUAUUGAGGAAGAGAAUGAAGAUAUCGAAGAGGAGGAUGAGGAGGACGAGGAAGAAGAAUUGGACGAAGUGCAUGUGAUACCCAAUUCGUCCCAAAUUGAACGAGAAGAAAAUCCUCAAAUCGACCCGACAGAUAGGAUGAGAUCGCAACGAGAGGCAAAAUGGCACGAGGAGCGACUAGCUGUCAGCCGAAAUGCUCAAGAUGCUCUCGAUUCCAACCGCAUGAUCUACAUCGACAGUGACCAAAAUGCCUCUGAAAAUGAAGGAUUGGAAGAGGACAAUGAGCAUAGCGAUCACUUACACUCUGAUUUCGGGUCCAUCGGCGAGGAAGAUCACAGGCAGCCUGAGAGAUUUGAAGAAGACAAUGCGUUUAGCGACCAUCUACAGUCUGAUUUCGGGUCCAUCGGCGAGGAGGAUCGCAGGCAGCCCGAAAGAUUUGAAGAGGACGGACCUUUGAGCGAUCAUCUACAGUCCGAUUUCGGGUCCGUCGGUGGAGAAGAGCGCCGGGAGCCGGAAAUAUUUGAAACCAUAGAUGAGCAGGGAGAGCCCGAGGACUUCGAGCAAUUUGCCGAUGAAGGGUUUGCUGGCUCUGUCGACCCUGAGAAUAUCGGUCCAUCAAAACCGGGACCUGUUCUCUCCAGUCCCACUUCCACGAAACGGCCUUUAUAUGACGAACCCGAAGUUUCGGAUGGCGAGGACAAUGGCUACGAUGAUAUUUGGCGCCAGGAACCCGAAUAUCCAAAGCUUGAAACACAACAUGUACAUGAGCCCAAGCCUGAGCCAGAGCCUGAGCCAAUAGCCAACCAUGAAAUGGAAAUGGAAGACGAAGAAGACGGCUUUGACGACAUCUGGCAACAAGAAGCCCGUGACAACAGUUAUCUCUCGCAUCAUUCGGACAACCAAAAACAGCGACCUGCCGAAGAGGAUGCUAGCCCUUGGCGACAUGUUGCGGGAAACCCUUCGUCUCAAAAUCAUCUCAGCCCCUCUCCAGCUUACGUGGACCUAGAAAAGGAUGACCUGCGUCAUUUGAACCAAACACAAAUCCGCAAACUCCGUGAACGCGAAGUAGACCUUUCCGCCCUUCUCGCAGCGGAUGAUACGCCUAAUCGCGCACGAUACUACAACGGGACAAGCACCCCCCGAAGUAUACUACGCUCCACUACACAGCACUCGUCUAUCAAUGGCUCCGCCCUGAAAAGCCAGUCAGGAAAUUCUGGAAAACGAGUUCGCUUACAACCGCUCUCUCAAUCCCCCGAGAGAGAGCCAGAAGCCGAACAGGAAUCCCCCAUUUUCCGACAUAAUUAUUCCCAACAAGAAGCUCACAUCAGUGAUGUGGAGGAGAUUGGUAGCGUUUCUGAUGGAGCCUCCAACGAGGCCGAACCGGCACAUGGGGAUAUAACCAUGACCCCGGAACAUCAGCGUCAGUCAGAUGUGGAACCCCAGGGGUCAUCCUGGUUCCAACGAAUCACCAGUCUUACUCCUAGAUGGCUCAAGGCCCCUGCCCAUUCCGAAGAUGACGAGUCUAGCUCUGCUUCUGAAGAUGAUCCUAGGGAUGUUUCUGAAGAUGAGCUGGAAGAUGGUCAAGUUGACCAGGGCGAACUUUCCCUCCAAUCACCUCAAAACGACCAUCACUAUCAUGAGCACGCAUCGGCUUCCGACCGUUUCUCGGAUCAUUCAGGCGAAUCACCUCUCGAGGUUGAAAGGACACCUCAGUCAAUAGGUCUCGAACAAGAGCAUGGCGAGGCUGUCUCUUCAGUGGAAGAAGAAGACGAGGAUGAGGGCGGGAGGAUCCGGUUUGAUCGGAGCAUCUCAAGCGAACUUGUCGAAGAUAACCCUGCAAAUAUGAUCGAAGAGGAGCACGACUCGCCGAAAGGGCCGAGGCCACUCGCCGUGUUUGGCUACUUCUCCAAUGACCACUACCUGGCUCUUCGGCGCGUCUACCGAAUCGCGAAACGCCACCCCGAACGGUUCCCCUACUAUGAUGCACCGGGGCGGGCCCAAAUUAUCGGCGAUUGGAUCUGGACUUCAGAUGGACUCCACGGAGUUCCGAUCUCUGAAGCGCAGUUCUCGAUUAUUGAUCGAUUUGUACAUGAACUUUCGCAUGCUGAUGUACAAUAUGGUGGAUCGGGGCAAGUGGAGUGGACCGACGCAGAUCUGCAUAGGAGGUUGAUCAGCAUAAUCAUUGGCGAGCAAAUCCGAGACGAGCAAAAGGCCCAGGCGAACCGUGGGGCCUCUGUCGAUACAUGGCGAUGA
This is a messenger RNA of Penicillium waksmanii, 3867 nucleotides long. Its product is annotated as putative AT DNA binding protein. Lineage: Eukaryota; Fungi; Ascomycota; Eurotiomycetes; Eurotiales; Aspergillaceae. The record is from RefSeq and is a predicted model, not a curated record. The coding region runs from base 1 to 3867 and encodes 1288 amino acids. The transcript has a single exon.